GGUGCCCUGCUCCGCUGCUGCCUGCACUUUGCCCUGGUCCUGCAAUGGCUUCAACCCGUGCCAGGCCCAUGCUGCCUCUGCUCCUAGUCCUGCUCGCCGUUGUGAUCCCCGGGCCUGGCGGUGCUCAGGUGUCCAUCCAUCCCACAGAAGCCUUCCUGCCUCGGGGUGGAUCCGUGCAGGUGAACUGCUCUUCCUCUUGCGAAGACGAGAACCUCAGCCUGGGCUUGGAGACUAACUGGCUGAAAGACGAACUAGAGAGUGGGCACAGCUGGAAGCUCUUCGAGCUGAGCGACAUUGGGGAAGACAGCAGACCACUGUGCUUUGAGAACUGUGGCACCACGCAGUCCUCGGCUUCUGCCACCAUCACUGUGUAUUCGUUCCCAGAGCGAGUGGAGCUGGAUCCUCUGCCCGCCUGGCAGCAGGUGGGCAAGAACCUCAUCCUGCGCUGCCGGGUGGACGGCGGAGCACCGCGGAGCCAGCUCUCAGUAGUGCUGCUCCGUGGGAAUGAGACACUGAGCCGCCAGGCAGUGGAUGGGGACCCCAAGGCGAUCACAUUCACGGUGCUGGCCAGCAGAGGCGACCACGGAGCCAAUUUCUCAUGCUUCACAGAACUGGACCUCAGGCCGCAAGGGCUGUCACUGUUCAAGAAUGUCUCCGAGGUCAGGCCGCUCCGGACUUUCGAUCUUCCGACUAGGGUCCCGAAGCUUGACGGCCCUGACCUCCUGGAGGUGGGCACCCAGCAGAAGUUCUUGUGCUCCCUGGAAGGCCUGUUUCCUGCCUCUGAAGCUCAGAUAUACCUGGAGAUGGGAGGCCAGAUGCUGACCCUGGAGAGCACAAACAGCAGAGAUUUUGUGUCAGCCACUGCCUCAGUGGAGGUGACUGAGAAGUUGGACAGAACCCUGCAGCUGCGCUGUGUUUUGGAGCUGGCGAACCAGACCCUGAAGACGGAGAAGACCUUGAGAAUCUACAACUUUUCAGCUCCCGUCCUGACCCUGAGCCAGCCGGAGGUCUCAGAAGGGGACCAAGUAACUGUGAAGUGUGAAGCCCACGGUGGGGCACAGGUGAUGCUUCUGAACGGUACUUCCCCCAGGCCACCCACCUCACAGGGUACUUCCCCCAGGCCACCCACCUCACAGAUCCAAUUCACACUGAAUGCCAGCCCGGAGGAUCACAAACGACGCUUCUUUUGCUCUGCGGUCUUGGAGGUGGAUGGGAAGUCCCUGUUUAAAAACCAGACCUUGGAACUCCAUGUGCUGUAUGGUCCUCACCUGGACAAGAAGGACUGCUUGGGGAACUGGACCUGGCAAGAGGGGUCUCAGCAGACUCUUACAUGCCACCCCCAGGGGAAUCCAGCCCCUAAUCUGACCUGCAGCCGGAAAGCAGAUGGUGUCCCGCUGCCCAUUGGGAUGGUGAAGUCUGUCAAACGGGAGAUGAAUGGUACCUACGAGUGCCGUGCCUUUAGCUCCCGUGGGAGUAUCACCAGGGACGUGCACCUGACAGUGCUGUACCAUGAUCAGAAUACCUGGGUCAUAAUUGUUGGUAUGUUGGUACUGAUCAUUUCGGCCUUCGUGAUCGUGGCGUGCGUUUACACCUAUUACCGCCAGAGGAAGAUCAGGAUAUACAAGUUACAGAAGGCUCAGGAGGAGGCCCUAAGACUCAAGGUACAAGCCCCGCCUCACUGAGCCCACUGGACAGGACACCUGCCUGGGCCCUGCUGCUCUUGAACAGAUCAAUGGACAGCAUUUACCCCUCACCCACCUCCUCUGGCUGUCACAAGACAGGACAGUGGCCUGGGGAUGCAUACUUGUAGCCUCAGGCCUAAGAGGACUCGGAGGGAGCAAGACUGUGAAUUCAUGACCUGGACACACCUACAGCCUGGUGGGCCCGCAGCCAAGAAAGGCUGACUUCCUUCUCUAUUACCCCUGCUGAGGGGCCCCCUACCUUAGGAAGGUGUGAUAUCCGGUAGACACAAGCAAGAGAAGAAAAGGAACACCAUGCUUCCUCUGACAUGGGAAAGCUGGGACACUGUCCCCAACUCUUGUUGAUGUAUUUAUUAAUUCAGAGUUCUGACAGUUAUUUAUUGAGUACCCUGUACAGACACUAGAGGAGUGAGCAGGUUAACAUGUAAGUUAUUGCCUGGACCCUGGUGCAGGGGCACAACAGAGUCUGGGGAAAGAUCAUACGGGUUUGGGCUUCUCCACAGGUCAGGGUGCUUUCCUCAAAAGGGCUGAUUUCUUUCACGAGUCAUAGAAAUACUAUGUGGACGAGCAGUGGCCCUCUGCUCGUAGACCUCUCUGGGACCCCUGCCUCCUCCUCAGCCUGGAGUCUCCCAGCACCAGCAUGGGUGACCACCUCCCCACCUACAUACAUUCCUACCUUUGUUCCCAAUGUCAACCACCAUGCCUAAAUAUGGACGCUCACCUUUAGCAGCUCAACAAUGGAGUCUCAUGCCCCUGAAAUUAUGGUCAAUCCCUGCAUGCCUCCACCCGGCUCCACCUCAAAGAGAAUGCCUGGGAGAAAAUGUUCCAACCACUUAGAAGGGUCCUGCAAGCUGUUGUGGGAGGGUAGGCACCCCUCCCAGCGCAGAAGCCUUUCCUUUGAAUCAAUAAAGUUUUAUGUGGGUCUGA
Messenger RNA from Rattus rattus (black rat), 2627 nucleotides. RefSeq names its product intercellular adhesion molecule 1 (gene Icam1). NCBI's taxonomy places the organism in Eukaryota, Metazoa, Chordata, Mammalia, Rodentia, Muridae. Gene Ontology annotation, molecular function: integrin binding. Gene Ontology annotation, cellular component: membrane. The coding region runs from base 45 to 1682 and encodes 545 amino acids. The transcript is spliced from 7 exons. The record is from RefSeq and is a predicted model, not a curated record. Gene Ontology annotation, biological process: cell-cell adhesion.